GACCACGCCCCCUGGUAUUCGUCAGAUCAACGACACAGCGGGAAAUCAAAGGAGGUUUCAUUUCAGUCUCCAACGGCUCUGAAUUUUCUGAUCGUGCCUUGCACCACGUGAUCUUCAGCAGCCAAUCAUCUUUUUGCCCGACUGGUGCGUUUGAUUUUGACUCCCGCUUGUGCCUGAUUGUGUCCUGCUUUAAUUGCUCAAUGCAGAUCAAAUAAUCGGCUUGUCUGCUAACACAAAGGGUGAACAAAUCAAACGCCUGGGGCUCCAUAACAGCAGCUCCGGGACGGACAAACCUGUGCAUGUUGUUAGCUAGAAACGUCAAUUUUCCGCGCGUUUUAGCAGCCGUUCCUGCGAAAUAAAUAGAAGGUUUUGAGGAAUAGGAGACUAUCUUAUUGUCAGGGUAAUUAAACAGGUAAUGCGAGCAACUGAUGAAGUAUAAACCGUUUGAUCAUCUCCUCCCUAAAUGAUAGGAAGGCUUCAUAGACCAGAGGACAACAUAUUGCCUAAUAGAUCUGCAGCUCCUUUUUGUCAAUCAAAUAAACAGCAACCGAUGGCAACCAGUGCCAAGAGACCAUCCCUGCAGGGUCCUGUGCCACCUCCUCGCAAGAAGACGACCCCCAAACCAGAGCUGACCGAGGAGCAGAAGCAGGAGAUCAGGGAGGCCUUCGAGCUGUUUGACACCGAUGGAUCCGGAUACAUCGAUGUCAAGGAGCUGAAGGUUGCAAUGAGAGCUCUGGGGUUUGAACCAAAGAAAGAGGAGAUCAAGAAGAUGAUUGGCGACGUGGAUAAGGACGGCACAGGGAAAAUCUCUUUCGCUGACUUCCUCUCUGUCAUGACUCAGAAAAUGGCCGAGAAGGACUCCAAAGAGGAGAUCCUGAAAGCUUUCCGCCUGUUCGACGACGACGAGACGGGCAAGAUCUCAUUCAAGAAUCUGAAGAGAGUUGCCAAAGAGCUGGGAGAGAACCUCACAGAUGAAGAGCUGCAGGAAAUGAUAGAUGAAGCAGACAGGGAUGGAGAUGGAGAAGUCAACCAGCAGGAGUUCCUGCGCAUUAUGAAGAAAACCUGCCUGUACUGAAGGAAGUGCAUGACAUUGGGUUUGUUGAUGUGGAGGGGUCCAGUGGUGGUGUCACAUGUAAUGCUGCUCGUAUAUCUAAUUCACCUUUCCUUAUUAUUGUGUUUUUAUUUCCACUUAUAGUCAAUCAAAAGGUUUAACUGUCACAUACUGUCACUGGAAGAAAGUUGUAUAAGACUCGUGGUCAAUUGCCAAAAUAUCAUCCUCUGACUUACAUGAUAAUCUACAUUACAUUUGCCCAAAAAAACGAAAGAGAUCACUCUCUUUCCUGCUUGGAAUGCUGCAUACUUUCAUGAAGAAUACAUUUGUUGUAUUAAGGAUAAUAUGUAGGUUAUUCAUUGUCAAGAAAUCUCAGUGCCUAUGUCAAUACAGUGACAAACACAGUACAUUCCAAUGCUUUGAUUGAUGGUACAGUAUGCGCAUUAAAUUUGGUUUACACUGGCAACUCCGGUGUUUCAUGUUUUAGCUCGUGUAACCGCUGUCUCACCUCAGUGCUACCUGUGGAUUUGUGCCUCUUAAAACAGGUGAUUCCACUAUCUUUAAAAUAUGAUUGAUUGUGUAUGCAUUUUUCGUGUAGCAUUGAUUAUGUAUCCCUCUGUGUAUAACGAAUGUAUAAUAUACAAAAUACUCUGUAUUCUUGAAUGUUUUGUAAGAUGCAUAGUGACUUUAAUGAGUAGAUAAACAGCAUAUAAGUGUUUACGGUACAAAUUAAAUAUCUUGAAGCAG
Messenger RNA from Anarrhichthys ocellatus (wolf-eel), 1798 nucleotides. It is a transcript of the gene cetn2, whose product is annotated as centrin, EF-hand protein, 2. Bases 464 to 1075 code for a protein of 203 amino acids. Gene Ontology annotation, molecular function: calcium ion binding. NCBI's taxonomy places the organism in Eukaryota, Metazoa, Chordata, Actinopteri, Perciformes, Anarhichadidae. The transcript has 6 exons. The record is from RefSeq and is a predicted model, not a curated record. Gene Ontology annotation, cellular component: myosin II complex.